UUCAGUACUGGCAGUGAAUAUCGGAACGCAGCCAUAGUCGCAGCUCACGGCACGGCUAGUAUGUUCUGAGGCUAGUCCAGAGUCCAGUCAGUCCAGUGGUCCAGUCUGGUCCAGUCGGUCUGGGUUAGUCGUGUUCCUCGUUGUUUCGUUGGCUGCGUACGUGUGUGUGAGCAUGCGAGCCUGUAUAUAAUGAAUUUGUAAGCAGGAGCAAGGUGAAAAAACCGGUCACGUGCGUGACCGAAUGAAGAAUCAAAAGUGACAAAUUGUGGAGAGUAAUGCCACGUAUAAGGCACAAUGGAUUCAACGAAAGUUAGAUCGAAGCCGAAUCCGCGGGAGAAAGCGAAUAUCGUGUCGAUACUAUUUUGGUGGUGGACUAUCAGUUUAUUCAAGACAGGAUAUAAGAAAGAUUUAGAACCAGAGGACUUAUUUGAUCCCUUGAAAGUUGAUCGAUCAAACCUGCUCGGAGAUCGAUUAGAAAAACGAUGGAACAUCGAACUGGAAAAUUCGAAAAAAAGGAAACGCAGACCGAGUUUGUUGAAGACUAUUUUCCGUACAUUUUUAUGGGAGUAUUCCAUGCUGGGAAUACUACAAGUUCUUAACGAGUUUGUUUUAAGAUUGAGUAUGCCGUUGCUACUGGGUGGUCUUCUACGCUACUUUCGGAAAGAUUCAUUGGAGCUAUACGAGAAUGCUCUGUGGUACGGAGCUGGUAUCUGCGUUGCGACUGGCAUAUACGUAAUAAGUGGCAAUCAAACCAUCUUUGGCGCUUUCCAUUUAGGCGCUCAAGUUCGCGUGGCCAUCUGUUCUUUGAUAUACAGAAAGGCACUGUGUUUGAGCGAAACCGCACUGGGUGAGACAGCACCUGGAAAAGUAGUUAAUCUAGUGGCCAACGAUGUCAACAGGUUCGACUAUGUUACCGUCCUUAUUCAUUAUAUGUGGUCGGCACCUAUUUCCGCUCUGAUCGUAGCUUAUAUUCUUUAUCUCGAGGUCGGCUAUGCCGGUCUCAUCGGUACCGCCGCUAUUUUCGUGGUCGUGCCGAUUCAAUCUUAUACCGGCAAGUUAUCGUCGAAGUUCCGUCUUCAGACCGCCAUUAAGACAGACGAGCGGGUGCGGCUAAUGGAUGAAAUUAUUUCCGGGGUGCAGGUGAUCAAGAUGUACGCAUGGGAGAAGCCGUUCUGCGCCAUGGUCGAGCUGGCACGUAAGCUCGAGCUUCGAGUGGUCACCAAGACAUCGUACCUACGCGGCAUCUAUAUGACAUUCAAUCUCUUUACAACGCGGAUGGCGCUUUAUUGUACGCUCAUUGCCAUGCUGAUGUUCCGCGACGAUCUGACUAUCGAGAAGAUUUUUAUUGUAUCGUCCUACUUCAAUAUCCUCGCACAGACUAUGACCGGCAUGUUCGUGCGCGGUAUCGCCGAGUUGGCCGAGUGCAUGGUGGCUAUACGUAGGCUUCAGGGUUUUCUCAUGUUUGACGAGUUCCGAGGCAGUAACAUCUCCAAGGCGUCCUUCGAUCACGCCAAUUCAGAUAUCAAGCGGAUCUCCAGACCGGAUUUGUCCUACAUUGACGAAGAUGUCGUAGAGAAUCAUUUGGAGUUAGGUAGAGAAAAUCCGGAUGAGAGCAGCGACUUGUUGAAGAAAACCGCUAAUUAUGUUGGAGAAAAGAAAUCGUCCUCACACAAUACCAAGAACUCAGCCAUUAACAUAAUCAACGUUACUGCCAAGUGGGAAGAGGGACAAUUGGAGAAUACCCUGGAGAAUUUGAAUCUGGCAAUAGAAAAAGGCAAGCUGUACGCGAUUAUCGGUAUGGUGGGCAGUGGUAAGAGUUCGUUCCUGUCCGCGAUUCUGGGAGAAAUCAGCCUGACGCAAGGUGAGGUGCAGGUCAACGGCAGUGUUAGCUACGCCAGUCAAGAGGCCUGGGUGUUCGGUGCUACCGUCCAACAAAAUAUACUCUUCGGCCAGUCUUACGAGAGCAAACGAUACCGGAAGGUGGUUAAAGCUUGCGCUCUGGAACGUGACUUCAAACAGUUCCCGCAGGGCGAUCAGACCGUUGUAGGUGAACGGGGCAGCUCGUUAUCCGGUGGUCAGAAAGCUAGGAUUAACUUGGCCAGAGCUCUGUACAGACAGUCAGACAUCUAUUUGCUGGAUGAUCCUUUGAGCGCGGUUGAUACACACGUCAGCCAGCACCUGUUUCAAGAAUGCAUUCAGAGAUACUUAGAUGGUAAAACAAGACUCUUAGCGACGCAUCAGUUGCAAUAUAUAAAAGGAGUGGACGCCAUUAUACUGCUCGAGCAGGGAAAAAUAAAGUAUUUUUCACAUUACCAAGAUUUACUGGAAUAUCGGCCCGAAUACUCCAUACUCUUGGCAACGGAAAAUGAAGCGAUUGACGACUCGUCCGUAGAAAAAAGUAUAAACAUACGUCGACAGUUUUCCUCUUCGAGUAACAGAAGUCGAACUUCAGAACUUAGCAGCGGCAGCACUGAUGAUGAAGAGGAAGACAAAGAUCCCAAAAAAUUGAAUGAUGGUCUUGAAGCAACAUCGCGCGGAGUGGUUAAAGGUCCCAUAUUUAUUAAGUUUCUCCAAAUCAGUGCCAACUUAUCCAUAGCUUUUAUCGUUGUACUUCUGUUCAUCAUCACGCAAUUCAUUGCCAGUUUCAGCGACUAUUUUGUGCCUUUCUUUGUAAAUUUUGUAGAAGCACAAAAUGUCCAAGCCAAGCAAUUUAGCUUGAACCAAACGGAUGAUGUCGUGAACAUGACAAUACACAAACACGUUCCUAUCGAAAAUACAACAGUGCUUACUUACGUCUACAUCUACACUUGUAUUGUGCUUGCCAUCUUCUUAGUUGGCAUUACCAGAUCGCUGAUCUUUUACAAGACGUGCAUGACGUGCAGCCAGCGUCUGCACGAUAUGAUGUUCAGUGCAUUAAUUCGUACGGGAAUGCGAUUCUUUGAUACCAAUCCGAGCGGUAGAAUCCUCAAUAGAUUCUCCAAAGACAUGGGAGCGAUUGAUGAAUUAUUGCCCAAAGCAAUGCUGGACGCCGGCCAAGCGAGUAUGAUGAUGGUCGGAUCGCUGGUAGUGACCUGCGUGGUCAAUUCUAUCUUUAUAAUACCCAUCGUGAUCAUUGGCGGGAUAUUUUAUUGGAUUCGCAAAGUGUACCUCAAAACCAGCAAGAACAUCAAACGACUGGAGGGAAUAUUACGAUCGCCGGUGUUCACUCAUUUGAACGCUACAUUGAACGGAUUAACAACCAUUAGAGCAUACCACGUUCAAGACAUACUCAAACUUGAAUUUGAUAAGCUGCAAGACGCACAUACAUCUACUAUUUACAUGUAUAUCGUGUCUAGCAUGGUAUUUGCUUUCUUCUUGGAUCUGUUCUGUUUUUUCUUGACGUUCAUUAUCAUCUUUAGCUUCUUGCUACUCAAUCAAUCGUUUUCUGGUGGCGAGGUGGGUUUGGCCAUUACUCAGAUAAUGGCAAUGACUGGGAUAAUCCAAUGGGGAAUGCGACAGAGCGCGGAGGUAGCCAACCAAAUGAUGGCAGUGGAACGUGUAUUUGAGUACAUUCAGCUCCCAGCAGAACCAAAUUUAAGAGAUUGUGGAAUGUAUGUGAAGAAGAAAGGCAAAAAACUAGAGCUGCCAUCCAAUGUCCCCCAAACCUGGCCUGACAAAGGUUGUAUCAAGUUCAGGAACGUUUACAUGCGCUAUUCGGACGAAGAUUUGCCUGUCCUCAAGAACCUGAAUCUGGUGAUCUAUCCCGGAGAAAAGAUUGGUGUCGUGGGAAGAACAGGUGCCGGGAAAUCGUCGUUGAUAUUAGCGCUGUUUCGAUUGGCAAAAGUGGAUGGAAUCAUUGAUAUUGAUAGCAUAGACACGGGGUUGAUAGCCUUAGAGGAUCUACGACGUAAAAUAUCCAUUAUUCCCCAGGAUCCCAUUUUGUUCUCAGGUACUCUGAGACGUAAUCUAGAUCCUUUCAAUGAGUUUUCCGACAAGGAUUUGUGGGAGGCACUUGAAGAGGUUGAGUUGAAGGAAGCGGUCGUUACUAACGGAAACGGCUUAGAAAGCCGCGCGUACAACAGAGGCAGCAAUUUUAGCGUUGGACAGAGACAACUGGUGUGCUUAGCGAGAGCUAUCCUGAGAAACAAUCGUAUAUUAAUGCUGGAUGAAGCGACUGCAAAUGUAGAUCCGCAUACUGAUGCAUUGAUUCAACGGACGAUCAGAAAGAAAUUCGCCACGUGCACGAUGCUCACAGUGGCGCAUCGACUGAACACCAUAAUGGACAGCGAUAAAGUUCUUGUAAUGGAUAAGGGCUAUAUGGCUGAGUACGACCACCCUUAUAUCUUGCUGCAAAACAACUACAGUCAGUUUACUUCGUUAGUAAGAGAGACUGGCCCAGGCAUGUAUGAUCAACUGACCAAAAUAGCGAAACAGGCCUACAUAAACAAGUAUGGAGAAACGUGACCAAGUAUCGACGAAUUUUAAUACACCAAUGUCUUCUUAUUAGUUAGAUUUUUUCUAAUUGUAGAGGAGAAGGUGGUAAUAUGGCCACUUAUUUAUAUUUUUUGAAAUUUGAUUGAGGUCGAUAAUGUAGAGUCAUUUAUGUACAUCAUUAAUGAGAUUUCAUA
This is a messenger RNA of Monomorium pharaonis (pharaoh ant), 4607 nucleotides long. Its product is annotated as multidrug resistance-associated protein 4. Bases 295 to 4443 code for a protein of 1382 amino acids. Gene Ontology annotation, biological process: transmembrane transport. Gene Ontology annotation, cellular component: membrane. Lineage: Eukaryota; Metazoa; Arthropoda; Insecta; Hymenoptera; Formicidae. The record is from RefSeq and is a predicted model, not a curated record. The transcript is spliced from 16 exons. Gene Ontology annotation, molecular function: ATP binding; ATP hydrolysis activity; ABC-type transporter activity.